Molecule: messenger RNA, 963 nt
Organism: Sabethes cyaneus
Lineage: Eukaryota; Metazoa; Arthropoda; Insecta; Diptera; Culicidae
Exons: 3
Coding region: 1-963 (320 amino acids)
Source: RefSeq, a predicted model, not a curated record
AUGCAGUUGUUUUACUUUCUGCUAUAUUUUACCCUUUCUAUAACAUGCAUCCAACCGAGCCAAAUCUGCGCUCCUCUUCGUAGCCGCAUAAAACACCACUUCCAUGCACUGCGCCAUUGUCAGCGUUCGAAUCGUACCGUCAUUGGCCUCAUCAAUGCCGAAACGGUUCGUGAGUGUGCCGAAUUUGCCAGGAGAAAACAUGGUCUUGCGUUCAACUAUGGUCCGAAAGACCGCAAGCAAGUUAAUCUGUUCGAACUAGUCGAGCUUCGGAAAGCGAAUGCAACGGGAAAUACAGCACCCCGGCCAGCGAAAGGAACCGAUACGAUCACUACCGAUCCGGAGGAGUUUUACAAUUGCCAAGUACUGGAUUGUCCGGAAUACAGGAACCUAUCUUCGAUCGUGAAUGAUACCCGCUUUGACUAUUACAGUUUAUAUAGCAGGCCACCUCCUCAGGAUAACGCAACCUGCGUACCAUCAAUUGGAAUGUUCGUCGUAGAGGAUCGGAAAAUGAACUAUUCACUGACAUUCAAUGAAUGCCAAGCAAUAGGCGGCAGUCUGGCCCACGUGGCCAGCGAGCCAAGAACCAACAUGAUAUCUAAGCUGUGCGAUGAGGGUUUUGUAACGGAAAAUAAAUCAGCUACUAACGUCAGCGAAGCAUUGUAUUAUGUAGGGCUCAAAGGAACCACUGGAAAUAAGUUCUUUACUUCUGCCAAGGAACCAUUGGAGUGCUUUCUCUACCGAGCGUGGGCUCCAGGACAUCCAAGCAAAACUAGCCAACCAGGAUGUGUAGCGAUAUCGUCUAACAAUUCAUGGACUGUUCACAACUGCAACAAAGCACUUCCAUUUAUUUGCGAGCUGCAUACAUCCGGACCACCGAAAUAUAAGGUACACCUGAAGCGGAAAUGCUCUGUGAAACGGCCCAAUAAUCGUAUUGCACCCGGGAAAAAGACUCCGUUGCUUUAG